AUUGGGUUUACCAUCACGCGCAUGCGCAUCUCACAUCUACAACAGGCCCGUGUACGGAGACAGAGUAACAGCAUUGGCCUGGUGAGAGACUGCCUUUAACCUGAAUGAGUCAUGGCCCAGUUCGGGGGACAGAAGAAUCCGCCAUGGGCGACUCAAUUUGCUCCCACAGCAGUAUCUCAGCCAGGUCACUCAGGACAGUCGCUUGACCUUAACAGCCUUCACUCUCUUGGGGUGCAGCAGCCAUCUCUUCUGGGAGCAUCUCCCUCUGUUUACCCUCAGCAGUCAGCCUUGGCAGCAGCCUCUCUCAGCAACCAGUCUGCAGCAAACUAUCAGCUGUCUCAGCAAACUGCUGCUUUGCAGCAGCAAGCUGCAGCAGCUGCUGCAGCAGCACUACAGCAGUCUCAGAUCAAUACGGCACUCCAGCAGUAUCAGCAGCAGCAACAGCAACAACAACAGCAACAGCAGCAGCCUCCCCAACAGCCCCCACAACAGCAGCUGUACAAUGUACCUCAUCAGCUUCCUCAGCCUCAACAGGCACUGAUCUCUCAGCCCCCCGUCGCCUUGCCCACAAGCCUGAGCUUGUCAAACCCGCAGCAGACGGCACAGAUAACCGUGUCAUAUCCAACACCGCGUUCAAGCCACCAACAGCAGACACAGCCACAGAAGCAACGAGUCUUCACGGGUGUCGUCAAUAAGCUGCAUGAUACAUUUGGCUUUGUAGAUGAAGAUGUCUUCUUUCAACUAAGUGCUGUAAAGGGGAAGACUCCCCAGGUGGGUGACAGGGUCCUAGUGGAAGCUGUGUACAACCCGAAUAUGCCCUUCAAGUGGAACGCUCAGCGAAUCCAGACUUUACCUCAGCUAGCAAAUCAGUCGCAUCAGCAGCAGCCUCAGCCUUUACCUCAAGCUUCCCCACAGCUCGGCAGCCUUUACAAUGAGCCAGGGAUGCAGCUGCGCUACACAGACAUGCACUCCACUGCGGACAACAGACAAAAUAGUCAGCCCCAAGCUCCCAAUAUGAUGAAGGCAGCCCCAACCAUGCUGCAGUCUUUACCUCCCCCAACCACAUUCAGUGUUCCGGCCCAGGCACCCCCUCCUUCCCUCCUGCAGGCCCAGCUUUCUGCUGCCUCUCUGGCCCCGCUCCUCCAAAACCCUCCUCAGCCUCUGCUUCCGCAGCCUCCACCCAAAGAUGUGUUUCCUGGUGGUCUUCUUCAGCCUCCAGUGAGAAUGAUGCCACAGCCACAGCCUGUACGACGAAUCGAACCGCCACCUCGUUUCCCCACCCGCAAUGAUCGAGGUCCGGAGCUCAUCCUCCGAUCAAAAGAAGAGCGCAGAGACAGAGACCGUGAGCGCAGGCGAUCCAGGGAACGCUCACCCACCCGUAAACGUUCCCGAGACCGGUCACCCAGACGCGAACGCUCCCCGAGAAGGCCUCGCAGGGUGGUUCCCCGCUACACUGUCCAGUUUUCCAAGUUCAGCUUGGAUGGCUCCAGCUGUGACUUGAUGGAGCUGAGAAGGCGCUAUCAGAGUCUCUACAUUCCCAGUGACUUCUUUAAUGCAGUCUUCACCUGGGUGGAUGCUUUUCCUCUUUCUCGACCGUUCCAUUUUAGUAAUGCUUGCAACUUUCACAUCUUGCAUAAAGAGGUGGAUCCUUUUAUCAAAAACACAGCCGUGCUGGACCCUCCUGAUGUUAAUCACACCUACAGUGCAAAGGUAAUGCUGCUUGCUAACCCCAGUAUAGAGGAACUCUAUCACAAGUCAUGUGCUCUGGCAGAGGAUCCCCAGGAAGUCAGGGACUCCUUCCAACAUCCUGCUAGACUUAUCAAGUUUUUGGUGGGCAUGAGGGGUAAAGAUGAGGCCAUGGCCAUUGGUGGUCACUGGUCUCCCUCUCUGGAUGGAGCUGACCCAGAGAAGGAUCCAUCAGUCCUUAUUAAGACAGCCAUACGCUGUUGCAGGGCACUCACAGGCAUAGACCUUAGUCUGUGCACUCAGUGGUAUCGUUUUGCAGAGAUUCGCUAUCAUCGGCCGGAGGAGACACACAAGGGGCGGACAGUCCCUGCUCAUGUGGAGACAGUGGUUUUGUUUCUUCCGGAUGUUUGGCAUUGUCUUCCUACCCGCUCAGAGUGGGAGGUGCUGUCACGGCGACUCCGGGAGCAGCUGGCUGAGAAGCUGUCGGCCGAGCGAAAGGAGGCGGAUGGAGAACAGGAGGAAGAGGAAAAGGAUGAUGACGAGUCGAAGGAUGUUAGUACUCCCACUCACUGGACUAAACUUGACCCGAAAUCAAUGAAGGUUAAUGACCUGCGCAAAGAGCUUGAUUGUCGAUCUCUAAGCUCCAAGGGUUUAAAGUCACAACUGAUUGCUCGCCUCACAAAGCAGCUGAAGGUGGAGGAGCAGGUGGAGGAGUCCAAGGAACCUGAAAAAACAGAGAGCAAAGUUACAGAGGAAGAGGAGCCCCCUCGAGCUGAAGAUGACAAAGAGGAAGAGGAAAGGAAGAGACAGGAGGAGAUUGAGCGUCAACGGAGAGAAAGACGCUACAUCCUCCCUGAUGAACCCACCAUCCUCGUACAUCCCAACUGGGCUGCUAAGAAUGGCAAAUUUGAUUGCAGUGUCAUGUCUCUGAGUGUGCUACUGGACUACAGACUGGAAGAUAACAAGGAACACUCUUUUGAAGUUUCCCUGUUUGCUGAGUUGUUUAAUGAGAUGCUACAGAGAGACUUUGGCCAUCGUAUAUAUAAAGCCCUCGCUGCUCUUCCUACCAAAGAGGAGAAGAAGGAAAAGAAGGCCAAAAAGGAGGCAGAAAAGAAAGAGGCUGAAAAGCGUGACCUAAAAAAGGAAAGAGAAGAAGAGGGUGAGGAGCCAGCAGCAAAAAAGACCAAAGAAGAUGAAGAAGAGAAGAGAAAGUACGAGGAAAGGACCAUCAAGAAGGAGGAGUCUCGAGAUGAGGAGGAGAAUGAAGAUGAUGGCAGUACUGCCAAUGCUGAAGAAUAUGACCCUAUGGAGGCUGAAGAUGUAGAUGAUGAUGAGGAUGAAGACAAAGAUGAUGAUGACUCCAACGACAGAGACAGAAAAGACCGUAAAGAUGACCGCAAGUCAUCUAAAGAGAGAUCCUCUAAAGACAAGGAGAAGAAGCAGAUGGUCACAUACAACAAGGAGCUACUCAUGGCUUUUGUCUACUUUGACCAAAGUCACUGUGGUUAUUUGCUGGAGAGAGACCUGGAGGAGAUCUUGUACACACUGGGACUGCAUCUGUCUCGUGCACAGAUAAAAAAGCUUUUGAACAAACCAGUGGUCAGAGAGUCUUGUUACUACCGAAAACUCACAGACAGAGGAAAGGAUGAAGCUGCUCCCUCCUUUACUGAAGCUCAGAUAGAAAACCUAAUAGGUAAUCGAGGACUGCUUCCUACUCCAAAAGCUCGCGCUCAGUCAGAGGCCAGUGAGUCUGGUAAUCUGAUCGUGUACAACGGAGCCAUGGUUGACAUUGGCAGCAUGAUGCAGAAAUUGGAGAAGAGUGAGAAGGCGAGAGAGGAGAUAGAGCAGAAGCUCAUGGUGCAGGAUGCCAGAAUGGAGGAAGAUGCAAAGGUUAAAGCUCAGUUGGAGCAAGCCAACAAAUCCCUGUCCAAGGAGCUGCAGGAAGUGAAAAGUACUCUCAGCCAAACUGAGGAGACUCUGAAGGUCGUGGAGGAGCAGAAGAGCAUCUAUCAUGAGCAGAUGAGCAAGACGGCCAACUCCUUGAUGUCUACCGUCAAAGGGCUGCUGGAAGUGCUGAAAAAGGAUCAAGUGGAUGAGUCUGGCGUUGAGGGAACCGGCGAUCACAUUCAGACAUCUCAAACAAAUGGCGCUAAUGAAUGAGUAACACUUUUCAUAUGAAGCUGGCCUGUAAAACGGAUCUUAAGUUGUAAAUAUUCAUUCAACGUGUAGUUUGACUGUUUCAUUUGAACCCACUGUGUCCCAAAUACAUGUAUAAUUUAAUUAACCCUUUGUGUGUAGUUGACCCUCAUUUUUGUUUCACAGGAGUUUUUUUUUUUUUUUUUUUUUUGAGUAAUUUUAACCAUGACAAAGCGUUGAAGCGCUUAUUUUCCAAGCGAGUUAAAUUUUGUCGCUAACAUUUCUUUUUGCCUUUUCUUCAGCUUUGUUUUGGCUAAUAAAGUGCCACGUUGUGGAUUUAAAUGCCAGUAUGUGUGAGUAGUACUUAAGUUGAUUUUGUUUAUCUGAUGAGCAAUAAUGAUGUUAUUUAUGUGCAAGAGAAUUCAUAAAGAACUAUAUUUAAAAGAAACUAGUUUUGGAUGGAAAAGGAUUGGGAUGGUUUCCAUUUGGUUUGGGUUUAAUUUCUUUAUGAACAAUCCCUCUCUGCUGUCUACUAUGACGGUGUUCCAUUAACAUUCAGCUUGUGCGUCUACCAGUUGACUGGUUUAACAGGUUUGCACAUUUUCUUUUCACACACAUACGGCUAUGCAUGGUUCCUGCCUCUCUCGGACCUUCUCUCCGUCUGCACCUCCUGACCGUGUCCACAGACUGACUGGGCUCCCACUUGCAGUGUUUCAUGUCUUUACUGUAACGAGCUUUUCUCUGGUUUUCUGAAAAAGGAAACUGUACAUGAACCAAAAGUUAAGCUCAAUGAAUGUGUGUUCAGCUGAAGGAAUGAACAUGAAUAUUUUGAGAUCCAUUUCUGAACUGCGUGUGUUGGUUUGGGUUCUUAAAAAGAGGCACAAUUGCAUUUAAUGGCCUUGAAAGCAGGCAAUUUUAUUUUUCUAUUAAAAAUGUACUUUAUGGAUGUCUCGUGCAAGAGUAAAGUGGUUCUUUUAACACUA
Messenger RNA from Melanotaenia boesemani (Boeseman's rainbowfish), 4805 nucleotides. It is a transcript of the gene ccar1, whose product is annotated as cell division cycle and apoptosis regulator 1. The transcript has 26 exons. The record is from RefSeq and is a predicted model, not a curated record. NCBI's taxonomy places the organism in Eukaryota, Metazoa, Chordata, Actinopteri, Atheriniformes, Melanotaeniidae. Gene Ontology annotation, cellular component: nucleus. Gene Ontology annotation, biological process: regulation of DNA-templated transcription. The coding region runs from base 112 to 3846 and encodes 1244 amino acids.